Haliotis rubra (blacklip abalone) is the source of this 1132-nucleotide messenger RNA. RefSeq lists its product as uncharacterized. The transcript is spliced from 2 exons. The record is from RefSeq and is a predicted model, not a curated record. The coding region runs from base 16 to 441 and encodes 141 amino acids. NCBI's taxonomy places the organism in Eukaryota, Metazoa, Mollusca, Gastropoda, Lepetellida, Haliotidae.
UCAUUUGUUUGGCAGAUGCCCAGGAAAAAGAAAGUUUUCAUCGGCAGUCGCCGGAAGGGCUACUCUUCCUCUCUCUCUGACAUUCUUAUUCAUCAGUUCAAUCAACUGUUCUCGACGAUUGCAGUUCAAGAGAUGCACUGUGGGACAAAGCAUGGAAGUCAUUCUUCAUUGACCUCACCGAUGAACCCACAGAUACCCCAUGCCUGGAAGAAGCGAAAGAAUCUGAUGGUUGUUCGGCUGAUGAAUUCUUUGGGUUUAUUUGACACAAUUCACCAGUAUCAUCCGGACAACAAUGUAGAUGAAUUUGUUGAUGGCAUCCUGCGAUACCAGCAAUAUUUAACAUUAAAAAAGGAGCUGUUUCAGCAUGUAGAUGAGCUAGGCAAUUUUACAAUUGCAAGAAACAAGCGUGAAAACAUUACUAUUGUGCAGUUUUAUGACUGACGUAGGCUCAGUCCAGCUUUCAGUAGUCAUCAAGCCAUCCGUUACAUCAGCAAUAUAUGCACAUCGACGUGACUUUGGCCCAACUCAUGAAUUCUGGAUUGGUUUACCUGCACUUUUCUCCACUCUAAGAGAUAUGAAGAAACUUUUAUCAAAACUGUCUACAUACCAUGUUUGCGUUGGCAAUUAUGAAGACAGAUUUGCAGACUUGAUUCCAGUUGGUGCAGGCAUAAGUGAAGGAGCUAUUUCAACAAUAUCUGCCUAAUAAUUUAACAUGUAAUAAAGUACAUGAGAAGAAAUUAUGGAAAUUAAAGUCCAAUGUACAGUUCACUUCAUGGAUAUCUAAAAUAUCUGUUAAUGAAGUUAUAUCAAGAUUGUGUUCAGAUUUGUAUGGUUUUAUGUUUUACAUUCACAAUCAGUCCUAAAUGGACAACAUAACUAUGCAGGUUGUGUUGCAAGAAGUUUAUAAGUUAUCAUUUUCCCUUAUUUUAUCAUGACUACAAUUAAUAUAUUUUUCUGUUAUCAUUAUUCUUCCUAAUGAAGUUUGAUUAUGAGUUUACCUGGGCUUAGACAGUACCUACAACCUGUCUUAUGCAACAACAAAAAUGAAAAAUGAACUCAUUAUUCAACAUUAUAUUUAUAUCAUAAAAUUAUCAUUUGUUUUGUAGAUGCCCAGGAAAAAGAAAGUUUUCAU